UUGUGAACAGCCCAGAAAAGGCCCGGCCCAUCCAUCUAAGUUCUAAAACGUCCUCUCCUCACUCUGAGUUCCCAAACUGCUGCAAUCACGAUUCCCGACCCCUUCAAAGCGAAGAGAGAAAUCUCGGUUCUUAUUCACUGAUUCAUCGUGAAAUCGCCAUGGCAGAGGAGGAACUUGCUGAUCAAAAGAAGUAUCUUGAGGACUCUUGCAAGCCUAGAUGUGUGAAACCCUUAAUUGAAUAUCAGGCCUGUGUGAAGAGGAUUGAAGAUGACGAUACUGGUAGCAAGCACUGCACAGGACAGUAUUUUGACUACAUGUUUUGUGUGGAUAAAUGUGUCGCCCCAAAGCUGUUUACUAAACUGAAGUAGCAUGGAGUCCUUGGGAGUAACUCGUUUCCAUUUUGUGCUUUUCUUUUUUCCUUCUUAAUGUCUGUCAAUGGCAUUUGCCAAAUGUUUUUAUCUGCUGCUAUUCAAUUCACCACAUUGAUACAUUAUCGUGGUUGGAUGUUUCAUUUAGGGGGCUAAUAGCCUUUCGCAAUAAAGGGAGACCUUUUUGAGUUGGU
Molecule: messenger RNA, 562 nt
Organism: Tripterygium wilfordii
Lineage: Eukaryota; Viridiplantae; Streptophyta; Magnoliopsida; Celastrales; Celastraceae
Product: cytochrome b-c1 complex subunit 6-like
Exons: 5
Coding region: 159-368 (69 amino acids)
Biological process (GO): mitochondrial electron transport, ubiquinol to cytochrome c
Source: RefSeq, a predicted model, not a curated record